Eublepharis macularius is the source of this 817-nucleotide messenger RNA. RefSeq lists its product as uncharacterized. The coding region runs from base 38 to 817 and encodes 259 amino acids. The transcript has 3 exons. The record is from RefSeq and is a predicted model, not a curated record. Lineage: Eukaryota; Metazoa; Chordata; Lepidosauria; Squamata; Eublepharidae.
CUUUGCUCGCGUUAGCUAAGAGAGUUGUUGCGUUAGGAUGCCAACUAUGAAGGGUGGCGGUCCAUCCAAAGGAAAGCAGCCGGCUAAACAGCGUGCAUCUAAGAGGCCAAUCCCAGUGAUUUCAUCCUCAGAUGAUGAGGACAGUGGUCCCACCAGACGGGAGCUCAUGGAGCGUUUAGCUGCGGUAGAGAAGGAACGGGGGGCCGCUUCAGGUGCGGCACCGGCACGCCCAGGCCGGGCGGCUAAGAAGGUGCCUAGGGAGGUCUUCUAUAACGAGUUCUUGUCUCGUUUGUCUGCCCUCGAGGGAUCAUCUCGGGACGCGCCAGGUUCUGUUGGCGGCAUUGGGCAACAGUUGACAUCUAUGACAGAUGUGGGAGUCGAGCCAGAGGGCGCAGCCGAGGAUAGUCAGGUGGCCAUAGCGGUGGAGACACCUUUGGAUGACGGUGCCGUGUCGGGCCAUGCGAGGAAGAGGAUAUUGAUUUGUGGCCACAGCAUGGUGUUCUGGGCAGCUUACCAGGCCAGGAGAACGGCGAAUGGAUCUCAGCUUGGUUUGAGCGCUGUGGCCACAAGCCCCCAGCAGGGGCUGCAGGCAAAUUCCUGCAUUCCCGCCGCCACUGACAGCCACUGCCACCGGGGCCUGGGAAGUCCCCGGUCCUGUCAGCUGCGGCUGACAGAGAGUGCUCAGCUGGGGCUCACAGGCAUAUGCCUGUCCCCCCACCACUGUCAGCCCCCGGAGAUGGGGCUGGGGAGUUCCCUGGCCCCGACAGCAGCUCCGGCACUCAGCCACUCAUUGGGGAAGCCCCCGAUGAGCAGCUGA